AUGUUAGCUUUAGAAUCUUCUUCUACAUUAAAUGUAACUAAUGAACAUUUAAUUGAUGCUUUACCUUAUUUCGAUACUAAUUUUGGAGAAGAGGAACGUGAUUUUGCAUUAAAACUUAUUGAGGCAGAAUGUAAAAUUUAUCGUCCAACAAAAGAUUAUCUUAGAAAUUAUUUUGAACCUGAUUAUGAUUGUUAUUUAACUGAUAUAUUGAAAAAUGAAAUGGAAAGAAUGGAAAAAGGAUUACCUAUGGAAAAAAUUGAUCUAUCUCAAUAUGAAAAAAUUUAUAAUUCAAGUACAAGAUUUAAUGACAAACAAAGUGUUGCAAAGGCUUUAUCCAUACAAAAAAGUAAAUUAGAACAUUUGCAAUUAAGAAAAAUUAAUCUUGAAAUAAUGGAAGAUUAUGGAAAUGAAAUUUGCCUUCGUUAUAAUAAGUUAUUACAGGAAAAUUUUAAUAAAGAAGAUAUAGAAUUAAAUUUGUCAAAGGCAAAGUUAAUGGAAGUACAUGCUUCGAGGAAAAGAAGUCAUCUUGAAGCUGGUGAAAAGAUUCAAUAUCUUGAAAAUAAUUGGGUACAUUUGGUUACAAAGACAUUUCACAUGAAAAAAGAAAUUGAUAGUUUGAAGGGAAAAUUAGGUUGCUUAAAGAAAAAGCAAAAAGUGGAUGCAUAA
Molecule: messenger RNA, 666 nt
Organism: Strongyloides ratti
Lineage: Eukaryota; Metazoa; Nematoda; Chromadorea; Rhabditida; Strongyloididae
Product: Pre-mRNA-splicing factor SPF27
Exons: 1
Coding region: 1-666 (221 amino acids)
Biological process (GO): mRNA processing
Cellular component (GO): catalytic step 2 spliceosome; Prp19 complex; precatalytic spliceosome
Source: RefSeq, a predicted model, not a curated record